UCUGAGCCCAAACCCAAAGAUGUCUCCUACAUACUUGCUAGUGGUGUUGCUUGGCCUGGUGGUUCUCACCGCCCCCUCACUUGCUGAUUACCCAAAGCAUCCCCCAUUCGAGAAGCCACCACCAGAGCAUAAGCCUCCGGUGGAGAAGCCACCUCCUGAACACAAGCCUCCGGUGGAGAAGCCACCUCCUGAACACAAGCCUCCAGUGGAGAAGCCACCUCCUGACCACAAACCGACCCCAUUGGAAAAACCUCCCAAGGGGGAGAAGCCACUCCCAGAACACAAGCCACCAACCCCAGUUGGCAAACCACCUAAGGGAGAGAAGCCACCACAUUAUGGUCACAACCCUGGUCACCCUCCUGCUGAGAAUGCUGAAGACUCAUACAAGCCACCUCGGAAGAUUAAGCCUCCUUCAACUCCAGCAGAGAAGCAACCAGGUCCUGGAAAGAAGCUGCCAACUCCUCCGCACAAGCCACCCCAGAAACCUCCUACUCCCACCCAUCCCAACUGAGUGACUUUGAUCAGUAUGAGUAGUAUGUGAAAUAAGAGCUGCUAUGCACCCGUAAUUUCCUUUCUUGUGACUCUUAUGCAGUGUUCUGUAUAUAUAGAUCUGUCACCCAUGUCCUAUUCUGGAAUUUUGACGUAAGUUGCUCAUAGUAAGUGUUUGCCCCAUGCUUAUAGCUGAUGAGCACUGAGACAUGCGUACGCUGUUAAUGCUAUUUAUGUCGAUAAUAUUUUGUGCUAUCUAUAUUUAGCUUUCUUGAAUAUAUCCAGUACUAUCAAUCACAA
Molecule: messenger RNA, 789 nt
Organism: Vitis riparia (riverbank grape)
Lineage: Eukaryota; Viridiplantae; Streptophyta; Magnoliopsida; Vitales; Vitaceae
Product: proline-rich 33 kDa extensin-related protein-like
Exons: 1
Coding region: 20-511 (163 amino acids)
Source: RefSeq, a predicted model, not a curated record